Struthio camelus australis is the source of this 5983-nucleotide messenger RNA. It is a transcript of the gene RIC1, whose product is annotated as RIC1 homolog, RAB6A GEF complex partner 1. Gene Ontology annotation, molecular function: protein binding. Gene Ontology annotation, biological process: intracellular protein transport; retrograde transport, endosome to Golgi. Gene Ontology annotation, cellular component: cytosol; Golgi membrane; Ric1-Rgp1 guanyl-nucleotide exchange factor complex. The record is from RefSeq and is a predicted model, not a curated record. Lineage: Eukaryota; Metazoa; Chordata; Aves; Struthioniformes; Struthionidae.
ACUCCGCUCCCCGCGCACGGGCAGAGCUGCAGCCAUGUAUUUCCUCAGCGGCUGGCCCAAGCAGCUCCUCUGUCCUCUGGAGUCCCUGGAGCAACCUCUGCACAUCCAGACGGAUCCCCAGAGAGCUUUCUUCGCAGUGUUAUCCCCAUCUCAGCUGAGCGUCUGGUACUGCAGACCCAGUGUAUUAAUCGUAAGCUACAAGGAACAUUCAAAAUCGGCUUCUCAGUUUGGACCUUAUGAACAAGCAGAAUGGCGGCCUGACAGCACCAUGAUAGCUGUUUCAACUGCAAAUGGAUACAUCUUAUUUUUUGAAAUUCCAUCAGCAGCAGACAAGUAUCUUUAUGAGCCUCUGUUUCCAAAAGGAAGCCCACAUGUGAAGGGGACCCCACAUUAUAAGGAAGAACAAUGUGCUCCUUCAUUAAAUCUAGAAAUGAAAAAAGUGCUGGACUUGCAAGCAUCUGUCACAAGUUUGCAGUCUAUGUUAGAGGAUCUGCUUGUUGCUACUGCUGAUGGAUUUCUCCAUCUUAUUCACUGGGAUGGCAUGACCAAUGGAAGGAAGGCCAUCAACUUAUGUACAGUUCCAUUUUCUGUGGACCUGCAGUCUUCUCGAGGUUCAUUUUUGGGCUUUGAAAAUGUUCACAUCAGGGAUAUGGAGUACUGUGCCACGCUUGAUGGGUUUGCCGUUGUUUUCAAUGAUGGAAGGGUUGGUUUCAUUACACCAAUGUCAAGUAGAUUCACUGCUGAGCAGCUCCACGGUGUUUGGGCACAAGAUGUGAUUGAUGGAACUUGUGUGGCAGUAAAUAACAAAUACAGAUUAAUGGCAUUUGGAUGCGCCAACGGCUCUGUACAAGUUUAUACAAUAGAUGUCACCACUGGAGCCAUGCAAUUUUCUCAUAAAUUGGAGCUGACACCAAAACAAUAUCCUGAUAUUUGGAAUAAAACAGGACCUGUUAAACUAAUCAAAUGGUCACCUGAUAGCUGUGUUGUUAUGGUGACCUGGGAAUGUGGAGGUUUAUCUUUAUGGAGUGUUUUUGGUGCUCAGCUUAUCUGUACUUUAGGAGGUGAUUUUGCGUAUCGAUCUGAUGGAACCAAAAAAGACCCUCUAAGGAUCAGUUCUAUGAGCUGGGGUUCAGAAGGGUAUCACCUGUGGGUGAUUGAUGGAAGUUGUUUGCAAAACACAAGACCUGAAGGAGAUGCAAAAAAUGAAGCUCGCCAGUUUGGUAUUCUGCAGUUUCAGUUCAUCAAGAGUGCACUUACUGUUAAUCCUUGUAUGAGUAACCAGGAGCAAGUCCUCCUUCAAGGAGAAGAUCGCUUGUACUUGAACUGUGGAGAUGCAACACAGGCCCAGAGUCCCCGAAAUACUUCAGUACCCUCUGAACACAAGCCUCCAGGGAAAGAAAGAGGCCUGUUUUCAGAUGGCAGUUUAGAUUCUCAGGGGUUAAGCACUUUAUUAGGACACAGGCACUGGCAUGUUGUACAGAUUCACAGUACAUAUCUAGAGAGCAACUGGCCUAUAAGGUUUUCAGCCAUUGACAAGCUAGGGCAGAAUGUAGCUGUUGUUGGCAAGUUUGGUUUUGCACAUUAUUCUUUACUUACCAAAAAAUGGAAGCUGUUUGGAAACGUUACCCAGGAGCAAAAUAUGACGGUAACAGGUGGCUUAGCCUGGUGGAAUGAUUUCAUUGUUCUUGCAUGUUAUAAUUUAAAUGAUCAUCAGGAAGAGCUGAGAAUUUACCUGCGAACAUCUAAUCUUGACAAUGCAUUUGCACACAUCACCAAAGUGCAAGCAGACACGUUACUACUCAGUGUCUUCCGAGACAUUGUGAUAUUGUUCAGAGCGGAUUGUUCAAUUUGCCUUUACAGUAUUGAGAGACGGCCUGAAGGUCUUAAUCCAACUGCCAGUAUCCAGGUUCUUCAAGAAGUAUCCAUGUCUCGAUACAUUCCUCAUCCUUUUCUUGUAGUGUCUGUUACAUUGACAUCAGUGAGGACAGAGACUGGCAUCAGCUUGAAGAUGCCUCAGCAGGCCUGUGAGGCAGAAAGCAUUAUGCUAAACUUAGCUGGACAACUCAUCAUGUUGCAAAGGGAUCGAUCUGGCCCCCAGAUACGAGAGAAGGAUAAUAAUCCUAACCAAAGGAAGCAUCUGCCUUUUUGUGCUCCAGUUGUUCUAGCCCAGUCUGUUGAAAACGUCUGGACUACUUGCAGGAUCAACAAGCAGAAACGCCACUUACUGGAGGCUCUCUGGCUCAGCUGUGGCGGGGCAGGUAUGAAAGUCUGGCUUCCCCUGUUUCCCAGAGAUCAUCGAAAACCACACUCCUUUCUGUCAAGACGCAUCAUGCUGCCUUUCCACAUCAAUAUAUACCCGUUGGCUGUUUUGUUUGAAGAUGCCUUGGUUCUUGGUGCUGUUAAUGACACUGUGCUCUACGACUGUUUAUACACUCAAACCAGUGCUAGAGAACACUUAGAGGUCCUCUUUCCUUUCUCCAUUGUUGAGAGAACUUCUCAGAUCUACCUCCAUCACAUUUUACGCCAGCUUUUGGUUAGGAACCUCGGUGAGCAAGCCUUGCUUUUGGCCCACUCCUGUGCCACGUUACCAUACUUUCCUCACGUACUAGAACUGAUGCUUCAUGAAGUGCUGGAAGAAGAAGCUACCUCGCGGGAACCCAUUCCCGACCCUCUGCUUCCCACGGUGGCGAAGUUCAUUACAGAGUUCCCCCUCUUCCUGCAGACAGUUGUCCAUUGUGCUAGGAAGACAGAAUAUGCCCUGUGGAAUUACCUUUUUGCUGCUGUUGGAAACCCAAAGGACUUAUUUGAGGAGUGCUUGAUGGCCCAGGACUUGGACACAGCUGCCUCUUAUCUCAUUAUCCUACAGAAUAUGGAAGUUCCAGCAGUUAGUAGACAACAUGCUACUCUUCUAUUUAACACUGCUUUAGAGCAGGGAAAGUGGGAUCUUUGUCGUCAUAUGAUCAGAUUUCUUAAAGCCAUUGGUUCUGGAGAAACAGAGACACCUCCAGCUACACCAACAACUCAGGAACCUAGUUCGAGUAGUGGCUUUGAGUUCUUCAGACAUCGUAGCAUUAGUUUAUCCCAGUCAGCAGAGAAUCUCCAUAACAAAUUCAACCUGACAAAAACACUGAGUAUGCCCUCUGGCCCGUCUGGGAAAAGGUGGAGUAAAGACAGUGACUGUGCUGAGAACAUGUACAUUGAUAUGAUGCUCUGGCGACAUGCUCGGCGUCUCCUAGAAGAAAUCAAGCUGAAAGACCUUGGCUGCUUUGCUGCGCAGUUAGGUUUUGAGCUGAUCGGCUGGCUGUGUAAGGAGCGAGCCAGAGCUGCCCGCGUGGAGGAUUUUGUGAUUGCUUUGAAGAAGCUACACAAGGACUUUCUCUGGCCUUUUCCAGUCAUACCAGCUUCCUCUGUUAGUUCACCCUUCAAGAACGGAAAAUAUAAGACAGCUAUGGGGGAACAGCUGUUAAAAUCUCAGUCUGCAGAUACCUUUUUAAACAUGGAAAUGGAAACAGGGGUUUCAAACACACCUCGGAGUCGCAGCUGGCUUGGCACUAUCAACUCCUCUCAGAGAGAGAUUGACACAGUUUCAUCCCAUGGACCCCACAUGCAAGAUGCGUUUCUUUCCCCUUUGUUGAGUAAAGGUGACGAAUGCAGCAUCGGUUCAGCAACAGACCUGACGGAAACAAGUUCUAUGGUGGAUGGUGACUGGACCAUGGUGGAUGAAAACUUCUCUAGUCUAAGUUUAACUCAGUCAGAGCUUGAACAUAUCUCUCUAGAACUGGCUAGUAAAGGGCCACACAAGUCACAGGUCCAACUGCGGUACUUGCUGCAUAUCUUCAUGGAAGCAGGCUGUCUGGAUUGGUGUAUUAUCAUAGGCCUUAUCCUCAGAGAAUCUUCAGUAAUCAGCCAGGUUUUCAGUAUCAUGCAAUCCUCCGAUACUGAUGGAGAAAUCUGUCGGAAUAUAAAGACUGGCCUACAUGCUGUUGACAAAUGGGCUUCCACGGAUUGCCCUGGGUACAAGCCAUUUCUAAGCAUCAUCAAACCACAGAUCCAGAAACUAAGUGAAAUAACAGAAGAGCAAGUGCAGCCUGAAGCUUUUCAGCCAGUGAAUCCUUCUAAGGUUACAGAACAAGCAAAUCCCAGAGCUGAAGAAAGCAGGAUUUCAUCUAGCCAUUGCACUAAUCCUCAGAGUGAUGCUGGGAACAGCAGUGUAAGCAGACACGAGGAGGACAAGUCUAGGACAGAGGAUGAGGAUUCAUUCCAAGAAAGCAGUUAUGACUGCACUGUGUCUUAAAUGGAGGAUGAUGACGACUUAAGCAUCAGAUGUGAAAGGAAGCAAACCAGCUUUUAGACAUGCUUCCAUAAAACUUUUGAACUUUUUUUUAUAUAGAUUUCAUCUUUGAAAUCUGUUGUGGGGAUAAUACAACUGAGAAGCAGUUUCAUUUAAAAAUUUCAUAAGAAGGCAGGAUUUCUUUUUGCAAGCUUCAGACUGCAGCUUUCGUUAACUAAGUGUUGGGAGACAGUGAAUGCCUAUGUAGACUUAGCUUCAGCUAAUAGUCAUCAGUUCGCCUGCAUCACAAACGCGCGUUCUGGAGAACCUUCUCGCUUAGUACCUCCUGCUUGAGUAUAAAAAGUAAAGAGGAGAUUAAAUUUAAGUGUUAUCCUUCCCAGCUUGGCCACUUUCCCUCUGAACUGCAAGUACAUAGAAACUAGACAGAAAGCUGCUUGACUGCCUAAAAGGAAAGAAGUCUGAUCAAUGCAGUUCAGAUUGUGGUUUGAUAUCAAGUAAGAUUUUGUAUUAAAGGACUGUAAAAUAUAUUGUAUGUUUUUUGUGAAUACUCUUGUAUAAAUAUUCAUGGUUGUACCAUAUUUGAAGGUACCUAUAUGUAUUGUGCAUGUUUCUGGAUUACUAGUAAAUUCAAAGCAAAGUUGCACUUCCUUCUGGAUGAGGCAUACUUUCCUGACCUAGCAGUGAUGUUAGGUGGCUUAUCUUUUUCUACUGCCACUUACAGAUCCUGUAGUUGGGCUUAGGGGAUUGCUAAAAGUUAUUUAUUUCAUUUGUAAAUUCUUUUCUGAAAAGUGGAUUUUUUUUUUUAGUGUAAAUACUCACUUAUCAUGUACUCUUACUAAAGUUCAGUUAAAUAGCUCAUACUUAAACAUUUUUCAAAUAUUUUAUAAUCUGUAUACUUGUAACUAAGACUUUAUUUUAACUUUCAAACAAUGUUACGGAAAGCUGGCUGCAGAAUUCUAUUGCUUUGAGGUACUUACUUUUUCUAGCUGCUGUCCCUAUGUAAUAACUACCUGUAACAGUAUUCAUUUAGGUAUUAGCUUCUUUGUACUGUGCGAUCUGAACAAAAAUUCAACAUUGCUCAUUUUAUAAGAAAACUAGUUUAUUUUUUAUAACAUCACUUGAUUGCUGACAUGGACCAAACUAGUCAUCAGAAGGUAGUUCCAGCAUCUGUCACUUUUCUAGCGUAUUGCUAAAUAAAUACAAAUCCCUUUAAAUUCUGAAAAUUAAGAGCUUUCAUAAUUAAGUUAAAAUAAAUGGUGGCUUUGUUUACUUGUCUAUCUCCUUUGCAGACAGGAUUAAGUGCUUUAAAAUGUACAGAUAUUAAAGUAUUGCUUUAGAAUGGCUUUACUAAGCCAAUAAAACCAGUACAAGUGCAAUAAUUGUUACCUGGCAAGCUGGAGAUUAGUGGAUGUGACUUGAAUUUCCACUUAAGAGUUGAAACUCUAAUAUCUAAGUUUUGGCAAAGAAAUCCAGUCCAAAUCCCAGCUUAAAUUUAGACUGCAUUGUAGCUACUGGUUACAUAUGUCUAUCAUACUGCUAAAAGAAACUUUCUUCCAAAUUAAGAUUUACAAGCCUCUUAUGAACCGACUUUAAAAUCUGUUGUCUUUGGGGAUAUUUAGAAAGCUAUUUUUAAAGAAAAACUUGCAUAGUCUGUAAGUUUCCAUGUUAAAUCAAAUAAAAACUGUACUUCAA